Copidosoma floridanum is the source of this 3200-nucleotide messenger RNA. RefSeq names its product adaptor protein complex 1/2, beta subunit (gene AP-1-2beta). The record is from RefSeq and is a predicted model, not a curated record. Gene Ontology annotation, biological process: vesicle-mediated transport; intracellular protein transport. Gene Ontology annotation, molecular function: clathrin binding. Gene Ontology annotation, cellular component: membrane coat; clathrin adaptor complex. Lineage: Eukaryota; Metazoa; Arthropoda; Insecta; Hymenoptera; Encyrtidae.
UGGCUGCAGAGUACUAGUAUAGGGUAACGAAAUACGAAAAGUGUAAAAUACGUCAAUACGCGAUGGUGCUGCUGCUGCUGCUGGCGUCGACGUCGACGAAAAUCGGAGCAGACUUCAGAUACUUACAUUAGAUCCGGGGAGAGGCGUACUGUGGAACUGUCAUCAUCGUCCGGACGUCUCCUUCAGCGGGGAGAGCGGGAAGGCGACAAGUGCGUGAGCAUUGAUCCAACUGCCCUGCUGCCUUACAUAUGUGUCAAAAAUGACAGACUCCAAGUAUUUCACCACCACUAAAAAGGGAGAGAUAUUUGAAUUAAAGUCUGAGCUUAACAAUGACAAAAAAGAAAAGAAAAAAGAAGCUGUGAAGAAGGUAAUUGCUUCUAUGACUGUUGGUAAAGAUGUUUCAGCAUUAUUUCCUGAUGUAGUUAAUUGUAUGCAGACAGAUAAUUUAGAAUUGAAGAAAUUGGUUUAUCUUUACCUAAUGAACUAUGCAAAAAGUCAGCCAGACAUGGCAAUUAUGGCAGUCAACACGUUUGUAAAGGAGCUUGCAACAUCUCCGAUGAUAAAGGACUGCGAGGAUCCGAAUCCGCUGAUACGUGCACUAGCUGUGCGCACCAUGGGUUGCAUUCGCGUCGACAAAAUCACCGAGUAUCUCUGCGAGCCACUCAGAAAGUGCCUCAAGGACGAGGAUCCCUAUGUGAGAAAGACAGCUGCUGUCUGUGUGGCCAAGCUUUACGACAUCAAUGCUGGACUCGUCGAGGACCAAGGAUUCUUGGACCAGCUCAAGGAUCUGCUUUCGGACAGCAAUCCAAUGGUCGUGGCAAACGCGGUUGCUGCCCUAUCCGAAAUCAACGAAUCUAGUCCCAGUGGACAUCCUUUGGUUGAAAUGAACGCACAAACCAUCAAUAAACUUCUCACAGCUUUGAACGAGUGCACAGAAUGGGGCCAAGUAUUUAUUUUGGAUUCUCUUGCUAAUUAUUCACCUAAGGACGAUCGGGAGGCUCAGAGUAUAUGUGAGAGAAUCACUCCACGUUUGGCUCACGCCAAUGCUGCUGUCGUUCUAUCAGCAGUCAAAGUAUUGAUGAAACUUAUGGAGAUGCUGCAAGCCGAGUCUGAUUUCGUUGGAACUCUGACGAAGAAACUAGCACCACCACUAGUAACUCUUUUAAGCUCGGAGCCUGAGGUGCAGUAUGUCGCCCUCAGAAACAUAAAUCUGAUCGUUCAAAAGAGGCCGGAUAUUUUGAAGCAGGAAAUGAAAGUAUUUUUCGUGAAAUAUAACGAUCCGAUCUACGUUAAACUCGAAAAGCUGGACAUCAUGAUUAGACUAGCUUCACAGGCCAAUAUAGCCCAAGUCUUGUCUGAAUUGAAGGAGUACGCCACAGAAGUGGACGUGGAUUUUGUAAGAAAGGCCGUGCGAGCGAUCGGUCGCUGCGCCAUCAAAGUUGAGCCGUCAGCUGAGCGCUGCGUGUCGACGCUCCUUGACCUCAUCCAAACCAAGGUCAACUACGUCGUUCAGGAGGCAAUCGUAGUUAUCAAGGACAUUUUCCGCAAGUAUCCAAACAAGUACGAAAGUAUAAUCUCCACUUUGUGCGAAAACUUGGAUACGCUCGACGAACCCGAGGCGAGGGCUUCCAUGAUCUGGAUCAUUGGCGAGUACGCGGAGCGGAUAGACAAUGCUGAUGAGCUCCUCGAAAGUUUCCUGGAAGGCUUCCACGAUGAGAACACUCAGGUCCAGCUGCAGCUGCUCACUGCUAUCGUCAAGCUUUUCCUUAAAAGGCCGACCGACACGCAAGAGCUUGUACAACAGGUGCUGAGUCUUGCUACCCAAGAUUCAGAUAAUCCAGAUCUCAGGGAUCGUGGCUUCAUUUACUGGAGAUUGUUGAGUACCGAUCCUGCGGCGGCUAAGGAAGUCGUGCUUGCGGAGAAGCCGCUCAUCUCCGAGGAAACAGAUUUGUUGGAGCCCACACUACUGGACGAGCUCAUUUGUCACAUUUCCAGUUUGGCUUCGGUUUAUCACAAACCGCCCACAGCGUUUGUCGAAGGGAGAUCUGCGGGAGCCAGGAAGUCACUUCCCGCUAGGAGUAAUUCUAACGACGAAACAUCGCGAUCGCAGCCACAGGCCCAAGUUAUACCGGCGCAAGAUUCGCUCAUUGGCGACCUUCUCAGUAUGGAUAUUGGCGGUCCACCAAUCGUACCUCCGGCACCAGCCGCGUCAACUGGCUUGGGUCUGGAUCUAUUGAGUAGUGGUCUUGAUGGUAUUUUGGGAGGGGCUGCGGAAACGAGCGCACCGCAACCAUCCGUGUCACAGACCACCACGGGUUUGUUGGGUGAUAUUUUUGGUUUUACUCAAGGAACUACAUCAUAUGUGGCACCUAAAGUCAACUGGUUGCCAGCUGAAAAAGGAAAAGGCUUUGACAUCUGGGGAACGUUUGUAAGAAAAAAUGGUCAGAUUCAUAUGGAAAUGACAUUAACAAACAAAGCUAUGCAGCCAAUGGGUGGUUUUGCUAUUCAACUGAAUAAAAACAGUUUUGGUUUGACGCCUGCGGCACCACUUCAAGUUCCGGCGCCUCUGAAUUCUGGGCAAAGCAUAGAAACAAGUUUGAUUUUGUCAACUGCAGGGGCAGUACAACGCAUGGAUCCUUUGAACAAUCUUCAAGUCGCGAUUAAAAAUAAUAUCGAUGUCUUCUAUUUUGCUUGCAUAGUACCUAUGAAUGUUUACUUUGGUGAAGAUGGCCAGCUAGACAAAAGGGUGUUCCUUUCGACGUGGAAAGAUAUUCCCUCGCAGAAUGAAGUUCAGCAUACCUUGUCAGGUAUAAUGUUGACAAGUGACCAAGUGGUUUCAAAAAUGCAGCAGAACAAUGUUUUCACAAUUGCAAAACGAAAUGUUGAAGGACAAGAUAUGUUGUAUCAAUCACUGAAGCUUGUCAACAAUGUAUGGGUGCUAAUAGAAUUGAAGAUUCAGCCAGGAAACCCGGAUAUACUAGUAUCAUUAAAAUCAAGAUCUGUAGAAGUAGCCAAUGGAAUUUUCCAAGCCUACAAUGCUAUUUUGUAUUUAUAAAUUAUAACCAUUCCAUUAACAUCAGAUUCAUGUACAUUUGUUAAUUAUGACAAUUAUCUAGCAUUGGAGCCCAAUAAAGAUUUUUUUUUGAAAAUAUAUUUCAACAUGUUGCGCAAAACCUCGAUUUUAUUAUUUUAAAAAUUUU